GCAGUGUUGUGCUAGCACGAGCAGCUGGACUUUAAUUUUUGAAUUUUUGGUUCCUGUUGCGUUUGUUUACAUUUUUCUAAAGGUGCUGCUGAAACCCGCUGUAACCUUGAAGGCCUUGGGUUUGACUGAAGACAGUGAGGACUCCACCUUGUUAGUGCCAUUACAUACUUGUGAUUGCAAAAAUGGCAAAGCUUGCUAGACUGAACCGGGAACUGAAAAUGAUGGAGAAGAAAACCCGUCCUGGUGUUUUCCUCCGUCCAGUCAAUGAUUCCUUGGACGAAUUUCAAGCAAGUAUAACCGGAGUUGAAGGAACACCCUAUGAAAGUGGAGUUUUCAAGUUGGAAUUAAAAAUUCCUGACAAUUACCCUUUUGGCGUGCCCGUCGUGCGAUUCAUCACUCCCCUGUACCAUCCAAAUGUGGACCUGGCUGGUCGAAUUUGCCUGAAAAGCCUUAAAAUCCCUCCAGCCGGAGAUUGGAGUCCUUCAAUCAUGCUUGUCGACCUUGUAGCCGAAAUCCGAAUGCUGCUCAAACAUGCCAACCCCAACGACAGCCUCAUGCCAGAUAUUGCUCAGGAAUUCAUGCUUAACAGAGCAGAAUUCGACAAGAAAGCAAGAGAAAUGACUGAAAAACACGCUGUGCCUAGAAAUGAAGCUUCUUGCGACGCCGAAAUAGAUAGCUAACGUUAAAAUGAUUUCUUGCCCUUCUUUCAACUUCUUUUUUCCUUUGCUACUUUCAACAGAACUUAAAAUUCGUCUCAAAGGUUAAUCUUGUCACUUAAAAUAUACGAAUAAAUUUAGAUAUUUUUCGAAA
This is a messenger RNA of Cloeon dipterum, 810 nucleotides long. RefSeq names its product ubiquitin-conjugating enzyme E2 T-like. The coding region runs from base 183 to 680 and encodes 165 amino acids. The transcript is spliced from 5 exons. Lineage: Eukaryota; Metazoa; Arthropoda; Insecta; Ephemeroptera; Baetidae. The record is from RefSeq and is a predicted model, not a curated record.